AAAAUUCUUCUAAUUGCCUUUUCUUUCUGUGUGAGUUUUUCAGAUUGAAAUAUUGUCGAGAGGAUCUAGACGUGGUCUGUGCAGCAGGAGCCCAGAGAAGGACCAGACGUAUUGUCACAGAUCCCAUCCACCCGGGCAAUGCACUGUUUGCCCCACUUCCAUCAGUGAAACUGACAACCUGACAAUGUUCGGGGGUGUGACCACCGUCUGUCUGCAUAAAAGGAAGCAGAAUUCAUCCAUCAGGACAGGAUCAUUUGGAUCAGCUGAUAGAAAGAUGGAUCUUCAGCCUGCAGAGUCUCUCUCUGAAAUCAGCUUUGACCACAAAACGGUCGACAUGUCCUCAAACAUGGACGUUAGGAAUGGCUUUUCUUCUGAGGAGUACAAUAUUUACUCCAGAAUUGAGAUGGACUAUGACAAGUAUUCAAGCAUCCACAGCUCAGAAACCGAUAGCAUAAAGGAGCUGAAUAAUCGCCUUGCCAAUUUUGUCAAAAUCAACCAGACCCUGGAGGAGGAGAACCGAUCGCUGAGGAUUUCCCUGGAGAGUUUUAAGACCAUUAACCAUGAAAGCAGUUAUGUCGGGUUCAAGCAGGAGAGAAAAUGUAUAGCUGAGAACGACAUGCUGGAAAUUGAAAAUUCUAAUUUAAAGCAAAAGAUCAAGAGACUGGAGACAAGGCUGGACAUGGAGACCAAAAUGAAUGUGGAGGCAAAGAAACAAAUUGAGAUUUUGCUAGAUGACAAUGAGGCUCGAUCUCUGGAAAUCCAGAAACUGAAACAAAAUAUCAAGAGACUGAGCGAGACAACUACUGUAUGGCAGACGUGGUCGAAGAGACAGGACGAAUGGAGGAAGAUCACUGGCAUCGCUGGCGACACUGUUGAUGGACCAGGGAUUGACUUGAAGAAACUAAGGGAUGAAAUCUUUGCUGGUGCCGAAAGGAAAGUCACUAAGAUUGAAGCGUUCUACAAAUACAAGAUGGAGGAAUGGCAGAAGAAAAUUAACGAUAAAGAAACAGAACUUGUUGAAGCCCGUCAGCAGAACGAAAAGUUCUAUUUACAGAACCAGAAGUACAUCUGCAAGAUCAAGUCCCUCACUGCCGAAAUUGAUGCCCUAAAUGCCCGUAUACACAAUUUAGAGGAAUUCCGCGGGGUUGAGCUAAUAAGUUCUCAGGACAAAAUCAAAAAUCUUGAAAAACAAAUAAAGACUCUUGAGAAUGAGGUGCAGUGUUAUUUCCAAUCUGUCGAGGGUCUGAAAAGCACCAAGGCGGCGUUGGAAGCAGAAAUUACUACCUACAGGAAUCUUCUGGAAGUUCUGGAGAGCAGAAUCAAGUCAUCUGGGCUGAGAAAAUCCCUUUACAUUUCGGAAGGUUCUUUUGUAUCAGAGAUGAAGACCGAGAUAAAGACUGAACAGUACCAAGCCUACAGUUCUCAGGAGGAGAAAAUACUUUUGAAGAGCAGUCCAAUUCUGCCAGGGGAAAUUAGUGGUUCCCAACUUGAGGAAACAGAGAACCAAGAAGGUGACCUGUCCGAGGGAAAACUGAAGGACAAACCUGAAACUGCCUCUGAAGAUUCACAAGAGAAAAAUCAGCCAUUAGAGAAAUCUGAAUUACAAGCGAUGGAGGAGACUGAAAGCAGUCCUGAACCAAACGCAGCCGAAGAACCUUUUAACAACGGAUCUGAGGACAGCUCUGAAAGUGAGGCUGAAGAAGAUGAACCUGAACCUGAUGAUGCAGAGGGUCCAGAGGUGGAUUAGCUCCAGGCUCCAGGCUAAACACCAGCAGGACAUCUUCCCACAGUUGGUAGGAGACAAGAAGAGACGGGAAAACCUGCGUCCUCAUCUGGGAAGCUCAACGAAAGCUAAAUAUAAUGAGAUGAAAUUUAUCAAGCUAAAUAAUCAAGUCUUCUAUAAUCUCUAGUGGUUUUUAUUUACUGUUAUUUGGUGUUUUCUUUAUAGUGUUUGCUGAAUGAGUCCAAAAAGCAUGAAAUUCACAAAGCAUCUCAGAUGACGUGCUUUGUGAAUCACGCUGCAGCCUUCAUGGGGAAAA
This is a messenger RNA of Fundulus heteroclitus (mummichog), 2039 nucleotides long. Its product is annotated as vimentin. Gene Ontology annotation, cellular component: cytoplasm; intermediate filament. Gene Ontology annotation, biological process: intermediate filament organization. Gene Ontology annotation, molecular function: structural constituent of cytoskeleton. The transcript is spliced from 17 exons. Bases 185 to 1747 code for a protein of 520 amino acids. NCBI's taxonomy places the organism in Eukaryota, Metazoa, Chordata, Actinopteri, Cyprinodontiformes, Fundulidae. The record is from RefSeq and is a predicted model, not a curated record.